AUGAGCAAGAUGGAUCACAUAGAGGAGACCUUCUACACGGGGAAAGAGAUAGCCAUUGAGCCUGAUCUUGGAGACUUGCGGAAGUCUACCGACAAGGCCCUGCCGGCGCCGCCCAAGACACCGAAAAGGGUGUUGAUGAAGUACCGGUUCUCUGCUAUCCUUUCGAUCGCAUUCGCGGUCGCAAGCUUCGUCUUCACGCUGGUACUGGUACUGGCGGGAAGCGAUGAGCAUAUGUUUGGUGGACAGUACAUCGUGGCACUGAAUACAACUACGAUCGCCCGAGCGAGCUCGCAGUCAGAUGCAACAUCGAUACGAUCGGAAGGCGUGGACGGCGAGGCACUAGCAGACGUCUACUAUCUCUACCUCAGGACAGUUUGUUCGGGCUCCAUUCCCGAUGCUCAAGACGCUGCUUCCGAUAUCGUUGUUGUAGAACUAUGCGAAAUCUAUAGCGAAGCCAGUGACAGUGAGUAA
Molecule: messenger RNA, 471 nt
Organism: Alternaria arbusti
Lineage: Eukaryota; Fungi; Ascomycota; Dothideomycetes; Pleosporales; Pleosporaceae
Exons: 2
Coding region: 1-471 (156 amino acids)
Source: RefSeq, a predicted model, not a curated record